AUGGCCCAGUCUCUACAGUCGUCCUACGCGACGGAACAUCAUGGUUAUACCACACCUCUAGUCUCCCCAGGCACUUUCUUUCCGCCAGAAGAGAAUGACCCAUACGGUUCAGCGCGGGCUGGAACGACAGCAGCAGAUGAUUACGCUACUUCCCCUUUGAGCUCUGCGUCAGCCUAUGGUAGCUAUUUCGGUCGGGAUAGUUCUGCCUUCAGCCGCGGCUCCGACUCGAUAUCUAUCAUGUCAACAUCCAGCGACAGCAUAUGCAGCUUUGGUUCCAUGCAUUCUGCAAAUCCCUCCAUUCAUGGCCGUAUGAACUUUGUACCCAGAAGCUUUGGCGAACAGCAGGGGGCCAUGCGCCCCUCUGUCCCACAGCUUCACAUGUACAAUACCUCGCUCAGAGCGAGAGCAGGAUCACUGAAUCUGCCUAUGCGCAGUACUAUCCCUUGCCAUACUCCGCCAUUGGAGUACACAGACACAAACUCCUCCACGGGCAUCAAUAAUGCAUAUGGCAGUCGAUCUCUGGAUGCGUCUACUCGGAGAGAUCCAUUUGGCCUAGGUAAGAAAAAACCAUGA
Trichophyton rubrum CBS 118892 is the source of this 573-nucleotide messenger RNA. RefSeq lists its product as uncharacterized. Bases 1 to 573 code for a protein of 190 amino acids. The record is from RefSeq and is a predicted model, not a curated record. NCBI's taxonomy places the organism in Eukaryota, Fungi, Ascomycota, Eurotiomycetes, Onygenales, Arthrodermataceae. The transcript has a single exon.